Anarrhichthys ocellatus (wolf-eel) is the source of this 2059-nucleotide messenger RNA. RefSeq names its product protocadherin alpha-8-like. The transcript has a single exon. The annotation marks the transcript as partial. NCBI's taxonomy places the organism in Eukaryota, Metazoa, Chordata, Actinopteri, Perciformes, Anarhichadidae. The record is from RefSeq and is a predicted model, not a curated record. Gene Ontology annotation, molecular function: calcium ion binding. Gene Ontology annotation, cellular component: plasma membrane. Gene Ontology annotation, biological process: homophilic cell-cell adhesion.
UACCAGAACUCAGACUUUACCCAACAAUGACAAGGUAAGAAGAAAUGCAAGCAAUUUAAUCAAAGGUUGUUGUUUUUUUCUCGUAUUAUUCAUUACUUCUCAAAUCCACAAAAAAAUAUAGUUUUAUCCUCCCAUAGUGUGUGAAGUGUUAGCUGUAAAAGUGUGUGGCUUACUGGUAGUUUCUUUGGAGAUUGAAAACAUUGUUUGGUUUCGAAAUAUAAAAAAGUGACAAAUGCUAUUAAUGUAAUUGUGGCAGACCUCCACGUGGUGACACUGUAGACCGUAACAUUGAGAGUUCAUACGUAGUGCUACUUUCUCCUCCCAGUUUUAGGUGUCGAUGUGGCUUCUCCAGGCUUUGUCACAAAGAGAGAGCGAAAGGACAGAGGGGAGAUCGGUUUCGUCCAUGAGUAGCCUACAAUAUAUAGCACAAUAUAGAAGCUGUAUUUUUUAAUAGUUGUAACAUUUGUUAAGGGGUUUCCUUGCUUUGGAUGCGUUUGAAUCGCCAUAUGGAAUUAUGUCUGCACCAAUGAGGACGUCUAUUGUUUCAUGGCUGGUGCUUGUGCUGCUGGGGUGUUGCUGGGAAGCGGAGUCUGGACAGCUUUCGUAUUCAGUGUUCGAGGAAUUGAAUCCGGGGACAUCUGUCGGAAAUAUCGCUAAGGAUCUAAACCUCAGCCUUCAGGAUUUGGAGUCCCGUAUGUUUCAGAUUGUCACUGGAUCAAAAAGAAAAUAUUUCGAGGUAAAUGUAAAGACUGGUUUUCUCGACGUUAAUGAGAGAAUAGAUCGAGAGGAGCUCUGUGCAAAGGCACCUAAAUGCACAGUCAGUGUAGAAGCGGUGAUAAACAGUCCCUUGAAGCUGUAUCGCUUAGAAAUAAAUAUACUAGAUGUGAACGACAACGACCCGUCAUUCACGGAAAAGUCUCAAACUAUAGAAAUAGCAGAGAACACUUUGCCUGGAAUGAAAUUCGCUUUGUCGGAGGCCAUCGAUGCAGAUGUAGGUAAGAACACGGUCAAUGCGUUUAAAUUAACACCCAAUGAAUAUUUUUCUCUCGCUACAAUCAAAGAAGGAGAAAGCAUGUAUGCAGAGUUAGUUUUACAGAAAACACUGGAUCGAGAGAAACAGCCUGUGAUACAUCUCACUGUGACUGCUAUAGAUGGAGGGACUCCGCCGAGAUCUGGCACGUCACAGGUCAUUAUCCACGUUUUAGACAUCAAUGAUAAUCCCCCAGUGUUUAGCAAUCCCUUGUACAAAACUCGUAUAUUUGAAAACACGCCAAUCGGGACAACUGUGAUAACACUGAACGCAACCGACGCAGACGAGGGAACAAACGGUGAGAUAGUCUAUUCAUUAAGAAGUAAAGGGCAGGAUCGUAUAUUAGAGAUUUUUCAUAUUGAUCCCAUAACGGGUGCGAUAAUAGUCAAAGCUGAUGUCGAUUAUGAGGAAUAUACAGCUUUCGAAAUCCGUGCCGAAGCAAACGAUAAGGCUCAGCCACCGAUGUCUGCGCACUGUAAAGUGCUGGUAGAAGUAAUUGAUGUAAAUGACAAUGCUCCCGAGAUCACUGUGACGUCACUGUUCGAUACCGUAAAGGAGGACGCUGAUGUAGGUACUGCUAUUGCACUCGUUUCCGUUCUAGACAGUGAUGGCGGUCGAAAUGGUGAAGUUAAAUGUAAAAUAUUCAACAAGGUACCCUUUAAACUAGAGACAAACUACAAAAACUAUUAUUCGCUAGUUGUUGACGGGGCUCUUGACAGAGAAAUUAUCUCAAGCUACAACGUCACAAUUUCGGCUAUCGAUGAAGGGACUCCUCCUCUCUCAAACACCAGUGUUAUUACCGUUCAUAUUUCUGAUAUAAAUGAUAACUCACCUCGUUUCUCAGAACAUGUGGUAAAUGUUUACGUGACAGAAAACAGUGAAUUCGGGGUAGUUAUUAAAACGAUAUCUGCAUCGGAUGCUGACAUUGAAAAGAAUGGUAAAGUUAGAUAUUCAUUUUUAGACAGUAAUAGUAACUCAGUCCCCGUGUCUACAAUGGUGAACAUCAACUCAGAGACUGGAGACAUAGUC